GGAUGCCCAAGCGUUGGAAUAUGGGCUGACAGUGUGCAUCAUACUCGCUAAACGUCAUUACACGAAGUACCUUUUUCUGGAGCAGGAGUAUGUCCUUCACAUGCGCCGAAUGUCCCCAUAUCAAGAUGCCAUACUGUAUGUGGCUGGCAAAUACUGCAUGGUACAGCAUCAACAGGCGUUCAACAUUUUCAGUGGCAGACAGAAGAGAAGGCAGAGGGCAGAAAACAUGGCGAGUGCCCUUUCAUUGUGCAGGAUUGGACAUCUUCAAAAAGUUAAUUUAUGUCCUGUUCUAAGUACCGUUCAAGUUAGAAGCAAUUCAGAUGCUGCACCAACUAAAACGAAAUACGGGCCAUUGAACGAUAGCGACCGUAUCUUCACGAACUUGUACGGUCGCCAUGACUGGCGGUUGAAGGGAGCUCUCAAGCGGGGAGACUGGUACAAGACCAAGGAAAUCGUUCUUAAGGGGGCCGACUUCAUUAUCAAUGAAGUGAAAGCUUCAGGUCUGAGGGGCCGAGGAGGAGCUGGAUUCCCCUCCGGUCUCAAAUGGAGUUUCAUGAACAAACCAUCCGAUGGCAGGCCGAAGUACCUGUGCGUGAACGCCGACGAGGGUGAGCCGGGCACAUGCAAGGACCGGGAGAUCAUGCGCCAUGACCCCCACAAGUUGGUCGAGGGCUGCCUUAUCGCUGGUCGAGCCAUGGGUGCUCAGGCCGCCUACAUCUACAUUCGCGGCGAGUUCUACAACGAGGCGUCCAACAUGCAGGUUGCCAUCAGCGAGGCGUACCAGGCGGGACUGAUUGGCAAGAACGCAUGUGGCACAGGCUUCGACUUUGACGUGUACAUGCACAGGGGCGCAGGCGCCUACAUCUGCGGCGAGGAGACGGCGCUCAUCGAGUCGAUCGAGGGCAAACAGGGCAAGCCCCGCCUCAAGCCCCCCUUCCCCGCCGAUGUCGGUCUCUUCGGCUGCCCCACCACUGUCACCAAUGUGGAGACGGUCGCCGUUGCACCGACAAUCUGUCGUCGGGGCGGCGCGUGGUUCGCGUCGUUCGGUCGUCCGCGCAACACGGGCACCAAACUUUUUAACAUCUCGGGCCAUGUGAACCGGCCGUGCACCGUCGAGGAGGAGAUGUCAGUGCCCCUCAGGGAGCUCAUCGAGCGGCACGCCGGUGGUGUCCGCGGUGGAUGGGACAACCUGCUCGCCGUCAUCCCGGGCGGCAGCUCUACGCCCCUCAUACCCAAACACGUUUGCGACGACGUGCUGAUGGACUUUGACGCGCUGAUCGCGGCCGAGACGAGCUUUGGCACGGCGGCCGUGAUCGUGAUGGACAAGAGCACCGACAUCAUCAAGGCGAUCGCGCGACUCAUCGUGUUCUACAAGCACGAGUCGUGCGGCCAGUGCACGCCGUGUCGCGAGGGCAUCGCCUGGAUGCACAAGAUGAUGCAGCGCUUCGUUCGCGGCGACGCGCGGCCGCAGGAGAUCGACAUGCUCUGGGAGAUCAGCAAGCAGAUCGAGGGACACACCAUCUGCGCGCUCGGUGAUGGCGCCGCUUGGCCUGUACAGGGCUUGAUACGUCACUUCCGACCGGAAAUUGAAGCCAGGAUGAAGCAAUACUCGACCUGCAAGCAAGCAGCUGCAACCAACUGAUCGCUUACCUGCACUCAAUAGGAGAAUACUUAAAGUAGCAGAGCCGUGGUUCAACCACGGUAGCUAACGGCUCCUGUUGCCCUCUUCAAAAAAUGCUGAAAAAUAUAUAUAUUUUGUGGAAUUGUUUGUAAAUUUUCAAUCUUAUCAGUGUACAAUAAUAUUUCAGAUUAGACAAACAUAUAAGACCAUUGUCAUAAUUGAAAUUAGUUGAAUUCAAUUGUUAUGUAAUAUUGUUUCAAUUAAAAAGGAAGGAUAACUAAACAGUUGAGCCGAUUA
Nilaparvata lugens (brown planthopper) is the source of this 1918-nucleotide messenger RNA. It is a transcript of the gene ND-51, whose product is annotated as NADH dehydrogenase [ubiquinone] flavoprotein 1, mitochondrial. Bases 101 to 1642 code for a protein of 513 amino acids. Gene Ontology annotation, molecular function: FMN binding; NADH dehydrogenase (ubiquinone) activity; 4 iron, 4 sulfur cluster binding. Lineage: Eukaryota; Metazoa; Arthropoda; Insecta; Hemiptera; Delphacidae. Gene Ontology annotation, biological process: mitochondrial electron transport, NADH to ubiquinone. The transcript has 10 exons. The record is from RefSeq and is a predicted model, not a curated record.